This is a messenger RNA of Gaeumannomyces tritici R3-111a-1, 2002 nucleotides long. RefSeq lists its product as hypothetical. Gene Ontology annotation, molecular function: ferric-chelate reductase activity. The record is from RefSeq and is a predicted model, not a curated record. Gene Ontology annotation, biological process: iron ion transport; intracellular iron ion homeostasis; copper ion import. The coding region runs from base 1 to 1851 and encodes 616 amino acids. Gene Ontology annotation, cellular component: plasma membrane. NCBI's taxonomy places the organism in Eukaryota, Fungi, Ascomycota, Sordariomycetes, Magnaporthales, Magnaporthaceae. The transcript has 2 exons.
AUGGAAAGCGAACAGCCCGCAGGACGGCUGCCGUGGUCGCUGCGAGGCUCGAUCCACGCAGUCGUCGCCGCCACCACCCAUAACCAAACGAGUCCCAUCCAGGACCCUCACAAACGCGCAUACGUCGCCGACCUGAUCCGCACUCUGCUCGAGGGACGAGUCAUCGUCGCGUCGUACAACAUCGCCAUGGUGCUACUACUCCUCGCCUUUGCCGCUGCCCACUGGCGUCGAAGCUGCCGCGACAGGAGGAUGUGGAGGGAGCGUAUCGCCCGGCUCCGCGCCACUGGCGGGGGUUCUGGGAGCUCGACGCUGCCGGCUACCGACAGCGACGCGUUUUCGUCGUCCAGCAGCACCGUUAGCGGGACGGCCAGCCCUAUGGUCCCGUAUAAAGAUGACGACCAAGAGAGCGCCGAUAUCGAGCGGCUCCCGCUGCUGCGAUCGCCCAUACGCCGCCCAUCCCGGGGCAUCUUGGGGGGUCCCACGAACCGCAGGAUCGCCUUGAGUCGGCUCCGUGGCUGGCUGGCAUACCAGCCACGACCCAUCCCCGUUAUCAACCGCUCCCUGCCGUCCAACGCCGUGUCCAUAUUCGUCCUGGCCUGGGUUGCCGUGAACGCGGCCUUCCUUCUCUUCCGCUGUCCGCUGGGUGGGGCCUACCUGUUCGUGCCCGCCGACCGGGCCGGCCUCGUCUUCGUCGUCAACCUGCCCCUGUUGUACCUCCUGGCCGCCAAGAACCAGCCCGUCAGGCUUCUGACCGGACGCUCGUACGAGGCCCUGAACAUCUUCCACAGGCGGGUCGGGGAGCUGAUGUGCCUUGCGGCGGCCUUGCACAUGGGCGGGAUGCUGCUCUUCCAGUUCGUGCUGGCGCCCCCGUGGCUGAACCCGGUGACUCCGUGGCAGUACUUUACGCACCCGUUGAUCCUGCUCGGCCUCGGCACCUUUGUUCCGUACGAGCUCCUCUACCUGACGUCUCUGGCGUCGAUUCGACAGCGGUGCUACGAGCUGUUCCUAGCGGCUCACGUCGUGCUCCAGCUAGUCGCGCUCGUGUUUCUCUUCUUCCACUUCCCUACCUCGCGCCCUUAUGUUAUUCUCUCCCUCGUUAUUUUUGUGCUUGAUCGAGCUGUUUGGCGCCUGACACUCGGGUCUGUCAGCCUGGAUGCCGAUAUUUGCAUUCUCCAGGACGGCGAGACACUUAUGCUGUCCGCCGACUGGGACAUUCCUUCAUCUUCUUCUUCGUCCAAUUGUUCAAGCCUUCGCUCUAAAUUCCUGCGACUCUUUCGCCCCAAAAACAUCACUGCUGGCUGGCGGCCGACAGACCAUGUCUUUCUUACCGUCCCGGCCCUGGGUAGGACACAUGCACUCCAGGCACAUCCCUUCACGAUUGCAUCUGGGGCCUCCUUCAGUCUUCCUAGUCCCGAGGAUAAUGAAGUAGCCGAGAGGAGAAAUGUCGCUGUUCCAGUCAGCAAACCUACCCAUGCGUGGUUUAAUCUUCUCAUCCGAACGCACUCUGGCUUCACCAGGGAUCUACUCGAGCACUCCCGCAGGCUUGGGGCGUCGACACAGUCGCCAUUACUCCCUUCUAACCCCGUCCGUCUCCGCGUUCGACUAGACGGGCCGUACGGGUCCUGCGAAGCCCUAGACAUGCUUCGAGCCAGCGACACCGCAGUCCUCGUAGCCGGCGGGAGCGGAAUCGCCGUCGUCUACAGCCUCGCCUCAGCCCUGCUGCUCGACGACCAGCGGCUGCACGGAGCGCCUGGACGAGCUGGUCGAGGCGGGGCUCAACCUCGUCGUGCCGGAGCCGACGAACGAGGCCGGGAGGCCCGACACGGCGGGCUUUGUGCGAGACAUCUGUGAAAGCCAUGCGUCUUUUCGCGCGGGCUCCGGCGGGGUGGGUGUCGUCGUUUCCGGGCCGGACGGCAUGAACCGCGAGGUGCGCAACGUCUGCGCCGCUGCCAUCGGGGACGGCGUUGAUGUCAGGAUCGCGGUCGAGAAAUUUGGGUGGUGA